AUGAUGCCAGGGCAGAUCCCCGACCCGUCCCUGACGGCUGGCGCGCUGCCUGGGCUCGGCCCUUUGACAGGACUGCCUGGCACAGCCCUGACUGCUGAGGAGCUGAAGUGCGCCGACAUCCGCAACAUCGGGGCCAUGAUCUCGCCGCUCCACUUCCUGGAGGUGAAGCUUGGGAAGAGACCCCAACCUGUGAAAAGUGAGCUGGAUGAGGAAGAGGAGAGGAGGAAAAGGCGCCGGGAGAAAAACAAAGUAGCAGCAGCACGAUGUCGUAACAAGAAGAAGGAGAGGACGGAGUUCCUGCAGCGGGAGUCUGAGCGUCUAGAGCUCAUGAAUGCUGAACUGAAGGCCCAGAUAGAAGAGCUGAAACAGGAGAGGCAGCAGCUGAUCCUGAUGCUAAACCGGCACCGUCCCACCUGCAUCGUGCGGACAGACAGCAUCAAGACUCCCGAGAGCGAAGCUAACCCGCUGCUGGAGCAGCUAGAGAAGAAGUGAAGGUGGCACUGGGCCAGGAGGAGGAGACAGUGGCACAGGGUGUUCCAGGGUCUCUAAUGUAUGUACUGUAUGAAGAACUGUGCACCCAGACCUGGUGCGGACCCAGUGAGGACCCAGUGGGCUUCCUUGGGAACUAUGGACCAAAUAUGGGGACAGAGAAGAUCAGGAACCUGCCAACCAUGUACUCUGAGGCUGAACCUGGGAGCAGGGCUAGUGGCACCAGUGAGGGCAACCUCCCUGUGAUACCUCAUCACAGCCCUCCAGCCUGCUCGCAGCCCUGGGGACCCACGAUGCCACAUGUCCUGCAAGGACCACACACCCCGUGGGUAGCAGGGGCGGCAGGCAGAGGAGUGGCAGCUGCACGGUGCCCACUAGCACCCUGCCCAGAGGCUGCUGCUGCUCCUGGAGCAUGCUCCAGCAGGAAACCCAAACCCAAGAACCACAAACACUUGAUGCAGCCCCGUCUGGUGGGCAGGCCUGUCGGGGCUUGGUGGCGCAGGCGCCCCUCACAAGCACACUCAGUAUAAUGUUUACAGCCCAGCUGUCCGUGUCGGCCGUGCUUUUGAAUGCACAUUUUUACACUUUUUUAAAGUAUUUUUUACAAAGUUUUUAUACAGCAAUCUCUAUAAGGAUUUAUAUAAUCACUAGACGUGAUCCCAUAGAAAUGUAUGUUAUGAUGGUCUGUUUGAUACAAACACAUAUGCCGCAGUUAUCUCCAUUCUGUCACUUGUCUGGUAGCAUCCAGCUCCUUUCCUGGCAUGCUGGGAAGGGGGUCCAAGAUGCCCUCUGCAGUGGUGUCGCUACCCUAUCCAUCCAUGUAUGUCCUUCAUAAUAUUCAGUUCUGUAUCUCUCAGUAAAUGUUAUGUUUCUGUAUGCCGUCCUCCCGUACCUCUGUUUGGGUCAGGCCGCAGUGG
Molecule: messenger RNA, 1406 nt
Organism: Manacus vitellinus (golden-collared manakin)
Lineage: Eukaryota; Metazoa; Chordata; Aves; Passeriformes; Pipridae
Gene: JDP2
Product: Jun dimerization protein 2
Exons: 3
Coding region: 1-492 (163 amino acids)
Biological process (GO): regulation of transcription by RNA polymerase II
Cellular component (GO): nucleus
Molecular function (GO): RNA polymerase II cis-regulatory region sequence-specific DNA binding; DNA-binding transcription factor activity, RNA polymerase II-specific
Source: RefSeq, a predicted model, not a curated record